AACAACGGAAGUGGGAGAGAGAGAGAGCAAGAGAGAGAGAGAUAGAGAGAUAACAGUGCGCAUUGAGUCAGUGAGUUUCCGUCCUAGCUGCUUUUUCUCAUGCCCGUCUCUCCGGAGGAAGGGGUGGACUCAGCGCUACAGCAGAUCCGGCAUUAGUCCGCGUUCACGGGGCUCGGCUCGGUCGGUCGGUCGGUUGGUUCGGGUUCGUGGGUUCCCCUGGGUCCCCACUGAAAACACCCCUGAAGAGAAGCGGAAGGACGGGGAAGAGCCGGCGGAGCCCCGGAGCAGAAAAGAGGAGUAAAAGCCAGCAGAAGGAGGAAGCGGAGCGGAGGGAGGAGCGCAGAGAUGCCCCUGGCUCAGCUAGCGGACCCCUGGCAGAAGAUGCCGGUGGGGGGGACGACGGGAGAGGAGCCGCACCACGAUCCGGAGGACUUAGUGGGUGAGGACGACUCCAUGCCUGCCUGCGCCGACGAUGGGCCGAUCAAGGAGAUCAACAUCACUCACCACGUGAAGGAGGGGUCAGAGAAGGCCGACCCACGGCAGUUUGAGCUGCGCAAGGUCCUGGGACAGGGCUCCUUCGGCAAGGUGUUUCUGGUGAGAAAGAUCACUGGACCAGAUGCCGGUCAGCUUUACGCCAUGAAGGUCCUGAAGAAGGCCACUCUGAAAGUGCGUGACCGGGUCAGGACAAAGAUGGAGAGAGACAUCCUGGUGGAGGUCAACCAUCCAUUCAUCGUCAAACUGCAUUAUGCGUUUCAGACGGAGGGGAAGCUUUACUUGAUCUUGGAUUUUCUCCGAGGAGGAGAUCUCUUCACACGUCUCUCUAAGGAGGUGAUGUUCACUGAGGACGACGUGAAGUUCUACCUGGCAGAACUUGCUCUGGCCCUCGACCACCUCCACGACCUCGGCAUCAUUUACAGAGACCUCAAGCCUGAGAACAUCCUGCUCGAUGAGGAAGGACACAUCAAGCUGACAGACUUUGGCCUGAGCAAAGAGUCCAUAGACAACCGAGCGGAGAACAAGGCCUACUCCUUCUGCGGGACGGUGGAGUACAUGGCUCCGGAGGUGGUGAACCGGCGGGGGCACACGCACAGCGCCGACUGGUGGUCCUACGGGGUGCUGAUGUUCGAGAUGCUGACGGGAACGCUGCCGUUUCAAGGCAAAGACCGGAAAGAAACGAUGACCAUGAUCCUCAAAGCCAAGUUGGGAAUGCCUCAGUUUUUGAGUUCAGAAGCUCAAAGUCUCCUCAGGAACCUUUUCAAACGCAACCCAGCCAACAGAUUAGGAGCUGGACCAGACGGCGUAGAGGAGAUCAAAAGGCAUCAGUUCUUUGGCUCCAUCGACUGGAAUAAGCUGUACCGCAGAGAGAUCCAUCCUCCUUUCAAACCGGCCGCGGGGCGACCUGACGACACUUUCUAUUUUGAUCCAGAGUUCACAGCUAAAACUCCCAGAGACUCUCCGGGGGUCCCUCCCAGUGCCAACGCACAUCAGCUGUUCAGAGGUUUCAGCUUUGUGGCCAUUACAGAGGAGGAAACACAACCGCUGCCCAACGCCAUCGUCCAGCAGCUGCACAGAAGCACGUCCCAGUUCUCGGACGCCUACGAGAUCAAAGAGGACAUCGGCAUCGGCUCCUACUCCAUCUGUAAGCGCUGUGUAAACAAAGUAACAGGUGUGGAGCAUGCAGUCAAGAUCAUCAACAAGGCCAAGAGGGACCCGACAGAGGAGGUGGAGAUCCUGCUGAGAUACGGACAGCACCCCAACAUCAUCACCCUCAAGGAUGUAUACGAUGACGGCCGCUCGGUGUUCCUGGUGAUGGAGCUGAUGAAGGGAGGCGAGCUGCUGGACAAAAUCCUGCGACAGAAGUUCUUCUCUGAAAGAGAAGCCAGCGCUGUCCUGUACACUAUCACCAAGACUGUGGAGUACCUGCACGUGCAGGGGGUUGUGCACAGAGACCUGAAGCCCAGUAACAUCCUCUACGUGGACGAGAGCGGAAACGCAGAGUCCAUCAGGAUCUGCGACUUCGGCUUUGCCAAACAGCUGCGAGCAGAGAACGGCCUCCUCAUGACGCCCUGCUACACCGCUAACUUCGUGGCCCCGGAGGUGCUGAAGAAGCAGGGUUAUGACGCAGCCUGUGACAUCUGGAGCCUCGGCGUCCUGCUCUACACCAUGCUGACGGGUUUCACCCCGUUCGCCAACGGUCCGGAGGACACACCGGAGGAGAUCUUGGCUCGUAUCGGCAGUGGGAAGUUCUCUCUCACUGGAGGAUACUGGAACUCUGUCUCUGCUGAGGCUAAGGACCUGGUGUCAAAGAUGCUGCAUGUGGAUCCCCACCAGCGGCUGACUGCCGGUCAGGUCCUCAGACACCCCUGGGUGACACACCGAGAUCAGCUGCCCAAGUACACCCUGAACAGACAGGACGCGCCGCACCUGGUCAAGGGUGCGAUGGCGGCCACCUACUCGGCCCUGAACAGGAACGUCCCUCCGGUGCUGGAGCCCGUGGGCUGCUCCACUCUGGCGCAGCGCAGGGGGGUAAAGAAGCUCACCUCCACCGCUCUGUGACCUUUACCUCCCGCCACCCCUCGACCUCUUCCUGUCAACUCUAACCUCGCUCUGACCUCCACCGGACCGGCCCCCAUCCCCUCUCUCCAGUGUGGUCCGGUGGGACAGACUACUGAUGGACCUGGGAACUGCUAACGCCAAAUAGGAGCCAAGAGAUCACCGCUGCCCCUCCCUCGCCGUCCUGCCCGCUUCCAAACCCUUCUCCUGAUUGAUCUCUUUCGCUGUCUUACUGUAGAAUCUCAGCUUUAGCCUCAUGAUCGACAGUCGGACUGAGCUGUAAUGAAAACCUGUAGACUCUCUUCCCGCUGCAGGAGCCCACUCCUCCUGCAGCGAAUCUGCUUUGGACAAUCAGCACUGCCUCGUCAACCCAGAGACAGAACGCAUCAGGAAACAGAAGUACUGUAUUUAUUUACUUCACAGAGGGAAAUCUGAACAUAGAAAUAUAACGUAUGCAUUCAAAGAGCUAUGAUCAUUGUUGUACUGGCGUUUUAGCUCUGUGUAGCUGUAGAAGCAUUUAAACCUCAAGUAGCCUCUGAGAUGACGCCGUCGCCUCGGAAACAGAAAAAGGGGCACGGUAAAGUUUGCUUCACUGAGCAGAGCAGCCUCCACCAGUAAACACGGCUCUGUGCUGUAGAGCAGAAUUACUCAAACCUGUCUGAUUUGGCCGGGUCAGCCUGCUGAGCAGCAGAAAUCCAGAAACCAGUACUUCAGUUGAAUGAUCAGUAUCUUGUACAAACAGACCUGGUACCCGAAGACCAGGUGAACGAGUCACUUGAGCACAAACGUGUCGAUCAAACCUUCAGCUUCCACAAGCGGUGGCUCUGUACGAGAUGCCGGGUCCCUCGCCUGCCUGCAGCCGACAGCCAGCGAGCUGUCAAUGCAAACGUGAUGAACUCAGGUUUCUACCAAUCAAGAAGAUGCAUCUUCACGUCCAGGAGGAGCCGUGAUAAGCACAGAUCCUGGGAGGCCUUCAAAUGACGAGAAGGGUUUUAGUCCACCGUCUGAUGAAGACGCCGUCUCUGUGGACACGGAUUCUGCCGAUCAUCACUUUAACCCUUUAAAUCCCACCUGCUCAAGUUAAAAUCCUUCACUUGUGUAAAGGCUUUAAAACUACAGAUAACCACAUUCAGAACUAGUGUGAACACUGACUGGUAAAGAAUUCACCCGUGUUACGAAAAGACAAACUACUGCAUUAGAUAAAGUAAAUUCACAUCCUGAGAAAUAUUAAUCAUUGAAUUUCUGACCAUAACAAGCUACACGUUUGGGCAUGGAUGGAUCCUCCAUUUUUUUUGUCUCUGGGUUCAUUUGGGUCUAAUUGUCUUCUGUCUCUGCUGUGAUGAUGUCUGUCAACAAAUAAUACCAGCAUUCACGUCCCAGAGGCUCUUGGGCACAGGGCCCAGGUUGCGUAGGUCCAUCCAUCCAUGCUCAUCUCACAUUUGUGCUGCACUGCUGUAACAACGUGACAGGUAUAAUACUUAAUAAUGUACGUGGUUGGAUAAACCGUGUAAGACAAUCAAAUCUUUAUCUGCAAAGGAAACCACAAGGUUUGGUCGGACCUUACGCGAAGUCGUUAAUGACCAGUUUUUGAGGUGAACGCGUCCUUUACUGUUUUGUUGAUGAUGGUUAGUGAGAAGCUCCAACGUGACGUCAGCAGGGUGGCACCUUCUGCACCUUCCUACGGUUCCAGGCUUCUCCAGCACCUCGUCCUUUGAAAUGUGCCUCUGCUGUAAGAAAAGAAAAGCUCCCCAUGCCUGGAGACGUGACUUGUGUUGACGAGAGGCUUGGAGACAAUCAGCGAGCACUAAACAACGUAAACUUCUUCCGUCAACACAAAGGGUUAAUACAGUCUAAUAUACAGUUGAUCUUCAGCUUGUCUGCUAAUGUACAGCUCUGGGAUUAAGGAAUGUACAAUGAAUGAAUUCUGUAAUUAUAAACAAGGGAAAAGCUUUUCUUUCUCUCUCCUCUUCCCCUUUGAUUUGACAUAUUCAGCCCUGCUGCUACACCAGCUCUCUGUUUUUGUACCUGCAGUGAGAGUUGGACUUUCUAUUAAAAAUAAUAAAAUACUGUUAAUCAGCUAA
Betta splendens (Siamese fighting fish) is the source of this 4634-nucleotide messenger RNA. RefSeq names its product ribosomal protein S6 kinase, polypeptide 3b (gene rps6ka3b). The transcript has 22 exons. The coding region runs from base 346 to 2556 and encodes 736 amino acids. Gene Ontology annotation, molecular function: ribosomal protein S6 kinase activity; magnesium ion binding; ATP binding. NCBI's taxonomy places the organism in Eukaryota, Metazoa, Chordata, Actinopteri, Anabantiformes, Osphronemidae. Gene Ontology annotation, biological process: intracellular signal transduction; protein phosphorylation. The record is from RefSeq and is a predicted model, not a curated record.